UGCAUGCCCCAGUUUCUGGUUGAGGAUUUCACGGAUCGUGCAUGAUAUUGCAAAGUUCUUGUUUUUUUGGGCAGAAUAUUGUGAAGUGACACGUUACGUGCAAAUUUUGAUAUUUUACUGGCGCAGCUUCGAGUCUUCACCGGCGGAGCGCGACGAUCGCCCAAAUCAUUGAGGAAAAAAAUAAAGAGCUACUAUAGCUGUGUACUGGCUCGCGCGUGCGCGAAUAACGUCCACACACACGCACACAGGACAAGCUCCCCGCAUCAGCUGCAAACCAGAGAGAGAGAGAGAGAGAGGGCGGGUAUGAGUCCCGUAUAGCCGGAGCAGCGCACUAGAGAAAGCCGUCGAGUCCCGCUGCUGCAGCGAGCGAGUAGCGGGGACUGCUACUUACACCUAUAUACGCGCGUAUAGAGCAUAGUGUUGGUGAGCGUCUACAGGGGCAUAUGUCGUCGCAGCUUUUGGAGCCGCCAGCGUCGCUACGCCAGUCGCCACUUUCGCAGUCGUCAGCUGCCGAGACUCCGAGCGAGUGCCACGUUAUACGACGAGCAUCACAAGCCGAGUGUCAGCCGACAACUGCAUCAGCAAGAAAGCGCGCUGGUCGCAGACGGCCGCUUAUCAUGUCGAGCAACGGGCCGAUCGCACCUGAGGCACCGAACAAGCGCAUCAUGACGACCUGCACGAACGUCUCAUUCCAAGCGCACCACGUGUCGCGCCUGAAACGCGGCCGAGCCCUUGGCACAGUCCGCGGUUUCCGGGGCUGCACCGUGUGGUUGACGGGUCUGUCGGGUGCCGGCAAGACCUCGAUCGCCUUCCAGCUCGAGGCUUUCCUCGUCGACCUGGGCAUCGCCGCCUACGGCCUCGACGGCGACAACGUCCGCACCGGCCUCAACAACAACCUCGGCUUCACCCCAGAGGACAGAAAGGAGAACAUCCGCAGAGUAGCCGAGGUCGCCAAGCUCUUUGCCGACAGCGGUCAGAUCUGCCUCUGCAGCUUCGUCUCGCCCUUCGAGGAGGACAGGCAAAUGGCCAGGGAGAUUCACAAGGAGUUCGACCUGCCCUUCUUCGAGGUCUUCGUCGACACGCCGCUGAACGUUUGCGAGGCUAGGGAUGUCAAAGGACUCUACAAAAAGGCCCGCCAAGGUGCCAUCAAGGGCUUCACGGGCAUCGACCAGAUGUACGAGCGGCCCUCGAACCCGGACCUCGUCGUUACCACGGAAAACUGUACCCUCGAGGAGUCCGCCUUGACGGUCAUCCGCUUCCUCCAGGAGAAGCACAUAAUUCCGGACACCCAGGAGCCAGGCGCACCGCUGCGCGAGCUCUUCGUACCUCCGACGAGAGUCGAGACUGCCAAGGCCGAAGCCGAGACGCUGCAGAGCGUCGAAAUCGGCGAAGUCGACGUCCAGUGGCUGCAGGUUCUGGCCGAAGGCUGGGCUGCGCCGCUCACCGGGUUUAUGAGGGAGGACCAGUACCUGCAGGUCCAACACUUGAAGUGCCUGAUUCACGACGGCAAGGAGGUAAACCAAUCUGUCCCAAUCGUUCUGGCGGUGAGCAGCUCGGAUAAGAGUCGACUGGAGGGUCUGUCAGCGAUCUGUCUGAAAUAUCAGGGCCGGUCCCUGGCUAUCCUCAGACGUCCCGAGUUCUACUUUCACCGAAAGGAGGAACGAUGUAGCUGGCAAUUCGGUACCAACAAUACCGGCCAUCCAACCGUCAAAAUGAUUCACGAAUCAGGCGACUGGCUCGUGGGUGGAGACGUCGAGGUUCUCGAGCGCAUCAGGUGGAACGACGGCCUCGACGAGUACAGACUGACGCCCAACGAGAUCCGGGAGAGAUGCAGGAAAAUGAACGCCGAUGCCGUCUUUGCGUUCCAGCUGAGAAAUCCCAUUCACAAUGGACACGCUCUACUCAUGCAGGACACGAGAAGACGUUUGCUGGAAGAGCGAGGUUUCAAAAAUCCAGUUCUAUUGUUGCAUCCGUUGGGAGGAUGGACGAAAGACGACGACGUGCCUCUCAAAAUUCGCAUGCUGCAGCACAAAGCUGUGCUCGACGAAGGCGUCUUAGAUUCCAAUUCGACACUUUUAGCCAUUUUCCCCAGUCCAAUGAUGUAUGCCGGUCCAGUCGAGGUGCAAUGGCACGCGAAAGCGAGGAUGAACGCCGGUGCGAACUUCUACAUCGUGGGCAGAGAUCCAGCCGGAAUCCCCCAUCCAGACAAAAAUGCAACGCCCGACGGCAAUCUCUACGAUCCUACGCACGGGGCUAGAGUUUUGUCUAUCGCUCGAGGCUUGCAGAAAUUAGAAAUAAUUCCGUUCAAAGUGGCUGCAUACGACACCGUGAACAAGAGAAUGGCCUUUUUCGAUUCGAGUCGGAAGCAGGACUUUGACUUCAUAUCGGGGACUAGGAUGAGAAAUUUCGCCAAAACUGGAGAGCUACCACCUCCGGGUUUCAUGGCUCCAAAAGCCUGGGACGUAUUGGCAACGUAUUAUAAACAAUUGAACUCCAAAAUGUAAGGCCCGAUGAUAAACUAAAUUUUUUAAUCAAUUUUCAAGAUGAUGAAAGGUACAUUGCUCGAGAGUCGUUCUUUCAUUGUUAUUGUAUAUGUGGUUUUCGAUGCACAAAGAAUAUGUACAAUGACUCUAGCAAUGUGCUGUAAUUUUGCAUUCCACUUAGGCAACGAUUUUUUUGUUAACGCUGACCAUACUUGACGAUUUGUAUUGCACAAAGUGAAAAUACGAGAAUUCACUGUAUCAAUCAUGCACUGUGGAAACUGUUCCUCUUGCUUAAAACUAUAUAUAGCCAUUGGAAUCUUAUACAGAUAUAGCAGAUUUUAUAUAUAUAUAUACACACACACACGCGCGCGCGAAGAAAAAGGCUGAGAGCCAUCAAGAGUAUAUUUUAUAUAUGUUUUAAGAAUUUCAAAAUGAAGCAUAUACUAUGUUUGAGUUUCCACAUAAUUUAUCACUGUUUGUACAUUUAUAGAGAAUUAAUAUAUUAGUUAUUAAUGGAUUUUUAGUAUUUUAAAUCUUUAUUGUAAUAAACUGUAAUCGUGAAUUUAUCAAAUUGAAGAUACUACGCAUCGAUUUUUUUAUGUAAAAUUCAAUGUUCAUAAAAUGUACAGAAUAUACUAAAAGCUUAUUGAUCUAUUUUAA
Messenger RNA from Nasonia vitripennis (jewel wasp), 3143 nucleotides. It is a transcript of the gene Papss, whose product is annotated as bifunctional 3'-phosphoadenosine 5'-phosphosulfate synthase. Lineage: Eukaryota; Metazoa; Arthropoda; Insecta; Hymenoptera; Pteromalidae. The transcript is spliced from 8 exons. The record is from RefSeq and is a predicted model, not a curated record. Gene Ontology annotation, molecular function: ATP binding; sulfate adenylyltransferase (ATP) activity; adenylylsulfate kinase activity. Gene Ontology annotation, biological process: 3'-phosphoadenosine 5'-phosphosulfate biosynthetic process; sulfate assimilation. The coding region runs from base 444 to 2504 and encodes 686 amino acids.